Molecule: messenger RNA, 3452 nt
Organism: Manihot esculenta (cassava)
Lineage: Eukaryota; Viridiplantae; Streptophyta; Magnoliopsida; Malpighiales; Euphorbiaceae
Exons: 6
Coding region: 592-3267 (891 amino acids)
Source: RefSeq, a predicted model, not a curated record
UUUGCUAUUUUGGGUAUUCCUUGUUUGGUGCUUCAAGCCUACUGUAGUGCUGUACAGGAACAGCAAAAGGGAAAAUAAAAAGGUUCCAAAAUUUCUGUAUUUUCUUGUCAGUUGCCUUUUAUCAUGAAACUGUGAAGAUAAUAAUUGAAAGUGACUGCAACUGAGCCAUUUUCUUUUGUGUCAGGCUCAGUUUAGUGCAGGUUUUGAUCCUUUUUCCAGUUAGAAAUAUUAGGAAUUUCAUGUCUUUAAGGUUUUUCUCAGCUAGCAAAAACAGAGCACUGACGUUUUGCUCUGUUUGCUGAUCGGCAAUAUGUGAAACGCAAGGAACUUUCUCUGUUUUAUUCUCAAGAAAUUUCUUUCGAGAUCAUGUGCCUGCAUUCUGAUACUUUUUAAAGAAUUCAGAUUGAGCUUCAGCUUCUGAACUCGCUGAAUUCUAAUGCCAAAGAUAACGAUUUAGAUCUUGUGAUUGGUUAUAACAAAAUACGUCCGUGAUAUUAAUUGGAUAAAGUCAAUUUGUUUCUGGCUUUUAAUGGGGUGAAGCAGAUGAAUGCUGAGGAAAUGACAGGCUUUUGGUAGACCAUUUGAGCUUGCAUGGGAGGAUUUUUCCAUUUUCUUAAUUUCAAUCAGAGCAGCAUGGCUAGGAAAAUUCUUGCACAUAAGCAACAUGCUGAUGGAUUAGAAGCUCCUCGAAAUAGCUUGGAGCUGCAGGUGGAAACUUCUCAGAGCUGUUGUGUUGCAGGGGAUGUACAUGGUGAAGAAGACUGGUCCGAAAAGAGCUAUUAUCCAAUUGAGGGUUCAGUGAAAAGUUUGAUUAAUGAGGAAAUUUCCAAACAAUCUAACACCAGAAAAAAUGCUCCAAGUAUUGUGGCCCGGUUGAUGGGUGUAGACAUGUUACCAUUGGAUACAACAUCUGUAGUUCAGCCAAUUGAUAAAAAGAAAGAAGGCGUAAUAACAAAGCACUCGAGAAGGGAGAAAAAUGAGAGGAGCUCAGUCAAUCAUUUCUCUUCCCUUCCGAAUUCUUCCAGGCAUAUGGAAUUUGAUUCACUUUACCCUUCUAAAGAAAGAGAUGUUGACAGAUGGAGUAAUGGCCAGAAACUAGGAAAACCAAGGCCUCGAGAACAUCCUCAAGAGGAGGAGCUACAGAAGUUCAAAAAGGAAUUUGAAGCUUGGCAAGCCGCCAGGUUUAAGGAGUGUUCAAAGGUGGUUGAACUCAGCAGCAAUCCUUGUCAGUUGCUUGCUCAGGAAAACACCAACAGGCAGAAAAUGUUACUCAAUACAAAUCCUCUAAUUUCAACAAGUGAAGAGCCUAUAGAACAUAAGGGUCCUGCAUUAAAUGCAAGGUCAUUGGAAACAUCUAACUGGCAUCAUAGACAUAAGCUGGAAAUCUUCCCAGAUGAACAAAAGCAAUCAUUUUCUUCAAGAAACAGAAGCAUAAAUAGAAACUAUGAGCACUCAAUAAAUUACUAUCAGAAAAUGGAUAAAUCUCCUGCCUCCUCAAGGAUUGUGAUCUUGAAACCUGGUCCUAAUAGAAUUUGCGACUUUGAAGAGUCUUGGACUAGUUCCCCGGGUACUUUAGAGGACAGAGGUAGUAUAGAAGAUUUCCUUGAGGAGGUGAAGGAAAGACUGAAAUGUGAACUGCAAGGGAAAACACUUAAAAGGGGUUCUGUAGUUAGAGGAAGUGGAAUUGAGACCCCUUUUCGUGAAAAGCCAUCAGAUCCAAAACAAAUUGCUCGGCAUAUAGCAAAACAUGUCAGAGAUAGUGUUACACGGGACCUUGGAAUGAAUCUGCUCCGAUCAGAAUCAACACGAUCAUAUAGAAGUGAGAUUCAGUUCAGUGGACCAGGUUCUCCUGAGUUCAUCAACAGGGAUACUAGGAGAUUCUUGUCAGAUAGACUGAGGAAUGUACACAAGAGAGAAACACAUUCUCCAGCUGUUCCUUUAGUUGUUAGAGGCAGCUCUGCAUUAUCUCUCUUAGAUAAAGAGAAAAUCAGACUAGAAGAAGUGGAAGAUACUUCACCAGCUGGAACUUUGCCGAGCUACUGGGAAAUUGUGAAAGAUGAUCAAGAAGUGCAAACUAGAUCCUUCAGGCAUGGAGAUGAUGAUGGAGUGCUUCAUAGAGAAUUGUCUCCUAGGAACCUAAUUCGAUCUUUAUCGGCUCCUGUAUCAGGAACAUCAUUUGGUAAGCUUCUUCUCGAGGACCGCCACGUUUUAACUGGUGCUCAUAUCAGGAGGAAGCAUGAAUCUCUUGAAAAUGUGACAAUGGAAUCAAAAAAACUGAAGAACGAAAGAUUUAAUAUCAAAGAAAAAGUUUCCAACUUCAGGUACAGUUUCGCUCUUAGGGGAAGGCUAUUUGGCAAAAAGCUGCAAUCAAUGGUGGAAUUACAAGGUUUUGAGCAGGAUUUUGUAAAGGAUAUCAUGAGCGGGCCAACAGUUGUUAGGAACUUUGGCGAAAUACAUGUGAUGGAGAACUCAACUGAGGUGCCCCCAAGCCCUGCAUCUGUGUGCAGCAGUACUCAAGAAGAGUUCUGGAGGCCAGUGGAUUAUCUCAGCCCAGUAUCAACAUCUGAUGUCACUCUGGGGGAAGAUAGUACAAUGCCACAGCUGUUUAGAGAGAUCAGCUCUAAUCUGAAUGAACUGCGAAGGCAACUAAGUCAACUUGAGUCUAAUGAGCCAGAAGACUCGACGAUUGAAGAGGAACGGAGUGAGUUCAUAGUGGUAGAUGUGGAGGAUAAACACGAAGCUUACAUAAGAGAUUUGCUUGUUGCUUCUGGAUUAUAUGAUGGAUCAUGUGAUAAAUGUUUUUCAAGAUGGGAUCCACUUGGAAAGCCUAUCAGCAACUUAGUGUUUGAAAAAGUUGAAGAAUCUCAAAGAAACUUGGCCAAAGAUGAUCAAAAUACUAAUAGAGAUGACAAUGAGAAGAAGCUAGAUCACAAAUUGUUAUACCAUUUAUUGAAUGAAGCACUUUCAACUGUACUUGGACCCCCUGUGACCAUGUCCAAAUUCAGAAGAAAGAUUAUAAGUUCCUCCAUGGUGCCACCUCUACGCGGAAGGAAACUAUUGGAAUGUGUAUGGGAGAUGAUCCGCGUGUAUUUAUAUCUCCCAGAUGACAAAGCCUACCACUCACUAGAUAGUUUGGUCGGCAGGAAUCUGGAAUGCACUCCUUGGUUGAGCUUGAUCGACGAUGAGGUAAACGAUUUGGGAAAAGAGAUGGAAUGUAUGAUAGUGGGAGAUCUAAUAGAGGAAAUAGUGAAAGAUAUUCAGUUGUAGUUGUGUUUGAAUUAGUCUUGUGGAUCAGCAGGGUCACUUGUUAGAUGAUAUUAGAUAGACAGUAAGUAUACGAAUAUGUACAUGGCUAUAUCCUGAACUUGGGGAUUGCCAGAUCUUCUAGGUGAUUGCUGAAGUAGGAGAUUUAUUGUUCAUGUGUAUAUAUAAAUAUAUGUUUUGGACUGAGC